GCUCUACUUUGAGUUAUUGUUGGGAUUGGUCGAGAUUGCUGUGCUGUGAAUGGCUGUGCAUGCAAUCAGUUGCAAUGCGAUUCAAUGCAGUCCGAUGUAUUCUUUGGAUGACGUAAUGAUACUCGACGUAAUAGAUAUGCCUAUCAGUUGAUUUCUUAGUUCUUUGCUGUGUAGUGUUUUUUCUCAGAUUUUCUAUUGACUGACGUUUGAUUCUUGCCUGUUUGUAUAAGAAAAAAAUCUUCAGAGUGACUGAAGUGACCGAGGAAGAAGAGUUAUUAUUGAUACCACAAAUACAUAAUAUUAAAGUAAAAUUCAGCAUUACUUUGUUUUUUUUCGUUUACGUUACGUGUCACUCCGUACAUUCUGUUGCGUUUUGAUAAAUAUACGUAUUAUCAAAUGAAAGAACUGUACUGAUUAGUGCAUUUUAGGUUAUGUAUUUAUGUACUUUCAAGAUGUAAAAUUUCUGUACUUUUUGAGGACAGAAUGUCAUCAAUGUCUAACACAAAUGAUAUUUAUAACGCACAAAUUGCGAGAGUUAAUAAUUUGAGGAUGGAUGACGCUGGAGGAUAUGGUGUUGGUGUUGAUACCCCACAAAACAUGUUGCCAUCCAAUGCACCAAGUAAUGUUCAAAAUCCUCUGCAUUCCUCUGGCUCAGAAAGGGAUUCUACAGCAUCAACAUCGAAUGGUUUUAAUCAUUCCAUAACAAGGAGGUCAGGAAAUAUGGCAAAUGGCAGCAAUUCUAAUAUUUCUGUUUCAUUGUCUCAGCCAGUUUCUGUGGUAUUAAACCAUCAUACAGCUCACCCAGUUUACAACUGGCAGGCAACCAAAACUACGGUGAAAGAACGUUUUGCUUUUAUGUUCAAUAAUGAAAUUUUAAGUGAUGUACAUUUUAUAGUUGGUCGAGACACUCAACAACAAAGAAUCCCUGCUCACAAAUUUGUCCUCUCUGUUGGAAGUGCUGUUUUUGAUGCUAUGUUUAAUGGUACUUUAGCCACUCAGUCAGAAGAAAUUGAACUUCCUGAUGUGGAGCCUGCUGCUUUUCUAGCUUUAUUGAGGUUUCUGUACUCUGAUGAAGUGCAAAUAGGACCAGAGACAGUAAUGACGACAUUGUAUACAGCAAAAAAGUAUGCUGUGCCUGCUUUGGAGAAACAUUGUGUUGAUUUUCUUAAGAGCAAUUUAAGCAGUGAUAAUGCAUUUAUGCUUCUAACACAAGCUCGACUUUUUGAUGAACCUCAACUCGCAACCCUGUGUCUUGAAAUGAUUGAUAAGAAUACUCAGGAAGCAUUGAAUGCUGAUGGUUUUACAGAUAUAGAUAUUGAUACAUUAACAGCUGUAUUGGAACGUGACACAUUAAGGAUACGUGAAGCAAAACUUUUUCAGGCUGUUGUGAGGUGGUCAGAGGCAGAUUGUUUGCGACAACAGUUGCCAUUAACAAUUGAAAAUAAGAGAGUUGUUCUGGGCAGAGCUCUUAGUCUCAUCCGAUUUCCUCUGAUGUCAGUUGAAGAGUUCGCAGUUGGGGCUGCGCAGUCAGGGUUGCUCACUGACAGAGAAGUUGUUUCCCUCUUUUUGUACUUCACUGUAAACCCCAAGCCCGUGGUGGGUUUUCUGGACUCUCCACGAUGUUGCAUGACAGGGAAAGAGCGAACUGUCAAUAGAUUUCAACAAAUAGAAAGUCGUUGGGGUUACAGUGGAACUUGUGAUCGCAUUAGAUUCACAGCUGAUAGGCGCAUAUUUGUUGUUGGUUUUGGUCUUUAUGGUUCUAUACAUGGACCCAGCGAGUACGACGUUCAUUUACAAGUGAUACACACAGCAUCAGGCAAAGUGUGCGGCUCAAACAAUACUACAUUUAGUUGUGAUGGUUCAAGUUAUACAUUUAGAGUAAUGUUCAAAGAACCUGUUGAAAUAUUGCCAAAUACCAGUUAUACAGCAUCUGUUACAUUGAAGGGUCCUGAUUCCCAUUAUGGCACAAAAGGUCUGCAAAAACUUGUCUUGGAUUGCCCCAGUGGUGGGAAAGUAACUUUCCAGUUUUCUUAUGCUGCCGGAAACAAUAAUGGAACCUCAGUGGAAGAUGGACAAAUACCAGAAAUUAUAUUUUACACAUAACAUUUUUGAAUACUAAAUAUACAUGACAACAAAUAAUAGUUGCUUCUAAAUUUGCGAGUUCAAGUUCUAAAUUUGUCAGUUUUUGAUGUACUGUUAAUCAUUGUGAUAUGUUUGACUAAAAUGCUGCCCAAAGCCAUUAAAGUUGUGUGAUUUUUGUUCCUUAUUAUUUGUAAUUAAAUAUUUCUAUCAAACA
Molecule: messenger RNA, 2296 nt
Organism: Gryllus bimaculatus (two-spotted cricket)
Lineage: Eukaryota; Metazoa; Arthropoda; Insecta; Orthoptera; Gryllidae
Source: the annotation of a GenBank genome assembly